UUUUUGCUUUAACUUUUUCUUUAAAAAAUUUUGUUUGAAAGAGAAACAGGAAGAUAUGUCUUCUUCACUCGUUGAAUUUGUUAAAGUUGAUACGUGUGAUAAUCCAACAGAUCACGACGACAAAUUAAAAGUUUGUAAUCAUUUUUCUAUUGGAUUGUACAAAAAGAGGGAAGAUAAAAUAAUUGUUUUGAGUGUUGUAGCGCUUUUAUUUGUUGUUGCUAGUUGUUUGGCUGUUUGUGGAUAUUCUGGUUACAAUAAGCCGAUAAUUUAUGGUGAUUUUGAAGCGCAAAGACAUUGGAUGGAAGUAACAGUUAAUUUGCCAAUUUCUAAAUGGUAUUUUUACGAUUUGGACUAUUGGGGGUUAGAUUAUCCUGUUUUGACUGCUUACCAUUCUUGGAUUUUGGGAAAAAUUUCCCAAAAAUUCAAUUCAAGUUGGGUAGAAUUAGACAAAUCUAGAGGAAUCGAACAAAUUGAACUUAAAUUAUUUAUGAGAUUUAGUGUUAUUAUUACUUUAAUGUUGAUUUAUGCGCCAGCUUUAAUUUUGUUGGUUAUUCAAAAUGAGGGAAAGCAAAAUAAAAUUUCAUUCCUUCAUUUAGCCCAAGUUUUACUUUUUCCUGGACUUUUAUUUGUUGAUUGUGCCCAUUUUCAAUACAACCAUUUAUCACUCGGAUUAUUUUUGUGGGCAAUUCUUGCUUUUGAUAAGGGGAGAUUAUUUUUGGGUUCUAUACUUUUUGUUUUGGCAUUAAAUCAUAAACAAAUGGAGUUAUACCAUGCUUUGCCUGUCGCCGUCUUUUUGUUUUCCAGAAGCUUUAAAAGGGGCCAAAGUAUUUUUUCAGCAAUUGUGGAAAGUAUUUCAAAUCUGUCAAAGCUUUCUUUUGUUGUUUUUGAUACUUUUUUCAUUUUGUGGGUUCCCUUUUUACUUCCAUCUCCUUCUGUGGCUUUACAAGUUUUGAAAAGAUUAUUUCCCUUUUAUAGAGGACUUUUUGAGGAUAAAGUUGCCAAUUUUUGGUGUUGUGCUUCUAUUUUUAUUAAAUUUAAACAAAUUUAUUCGGUUGAAAAAUUAAUUAAAAUUAGUUCAUUAUUAGUAUUAUCAACAUGUUUACCUUCAUUAUAUUGUCUUUUAUCAAAACCUAAUGGACGCAAUUUUCGAAUUGCUUUAGUUAUUUGUUCUCUCAGUUUUUAUUUAUUUUCAUUUCAAGUACACGAAAAGUCAAUUUUGUUGGUUGGAAUUCCAGCUCUUUUACUUUUGGAUGACAAAACUUUAGGUAACUCUAUGGCAAUUUUGCUUUCAACUUGUUGUUUUAGGUGA
Molecule: messenger RNA, 1309 nt
Organism: Meloidogyne enterolobii
Lineage: Eukaryota; Metazoa; Nematoda; Chromadorea; Rhabditida; Meloidogynidae
Source: the annotation of a GenBank genome assembly